AUGGGGCUGGCCCAGAGCAGACAGCAGCGGGACCACCGAGGAGGUCCUCAGGCCCAGGAGGGCCAGGCUUUGCUCCUCCCAGAAGUCCGGGGAUGGCCAGCCCAGCCUCUUGUGAUGCCGCUGGCAUUUAAUACCCACCCCGAUUUGAGCAGAGGGGUCCCGGGUGAACCAGCCAUGGAAUGGUCGGUCACCCCCACUGGUGCCGGGCUGGGCUCUGGCAGCACGGCCCAUGGGAGAGCAGGCCGCCAGGUGCGACUGGGCACACAACACCCAGAACUAUCCAGAGCCAUCCGUGGGCCCUACGUUGUCCCCAUGGUCUAUUUGAGCCCCUCACAGCUCCAGAAGGUAGGGGCCUGCGAGGUGGGGGACUGGCAGGGUCAGUUCCAGGAGGAUGGAUUCCUGGUUCUGGAAGGAUUCCUGUCUGCAGACGAAUGUGUGACCAUGCAGGAAAGAAUUAGCGAGAUAGUGGCCAAGAUGGAUGUUCCUCUCCAUUGCCAGACAGAAUUUUCCACCCAGGAAGAGGAGCAGCUCAAAGCCCAGGGCAGCACAGACUAUUUCUUGAGCAGCGGUGACAAGAUUCGAUUCUUCUUUGAGAAAGGUGUUUUUGACAAGGAAGGCAAUUUCCUGGUCCCUCCAGAGAAGUCCAUCAACAAAAUUGGCCAUGCUCUACAUGCCCUUGACCCAGUCUUCAGGUGUGUCACACACUCCCCCAAGGUGCAGGCCUUGGCCAGGAGUCUUGGCCUCCAGAUGCCCGUGGUGGUGCAGAGUAUGUACAUCUUCAAGCAACCUCACUUUGGCGGUGAAGUCACCCCUCAUCAGGAUGCCUCCUUCCUGUACACGGAGCCCCUAGGCCGGGUGCUGGGCAUGUGGAUCGCGCUGGAGGAUGCUACACUGGAGAACGGCUGCCUCUGGUUCAUCCCCGGCUCGCAUACCAGUGGAGUGUCAAGAAGGAUGGUCCGGGCUCCUGCUGGCUCAGCACCUGGCACCAGCUUCCUUGGGUCAGAGCCAGCCCGGGAGAACAGCCUCUUUGUGCCCACACCUGUGCGGAGAGGGGCCCUCGUCCUAAUCCAUGGAGAAGUGGUACACAAGAGUGAACAGAACCUCUCUGACCAUUCACGCCAGGCCUACACUUUCCACCUCAUGGAGGCCUCUGGCACUGUCUGGAGCCCGGAGAACUGGCUCCAGCCAACAGCUGAGCUGCCCUUUCCACCACUGUACACCUGAUGGUCCUCAGCAGGACUGGGGCACUGCCCCUCCCAGGGGAGGCUGCAAACAGUGACAGCAUGCCAGGCUGCCUCUCCUGACCUCCCGGCUGCAAUGGCGAAGUCGAUUCUUUCCUGGGCUUUCCUCUGCUAGUGUCUGUUCCCUGAGCCCAGCAGGCAGCAGGCAAGAGGUGAGGGUGGCAGGAGCAGCAGGGGCUAGAUGUGAGGCGUCCCCAAGAUCUUGUCUCCCUGCCCUCUCCCUGCCCCAACAUAUCCUCCUCCUCGAGGUGGCCUCUCAGCAUGAAAGUGCUCUGGCCACCUCUCUGCUGGCUUAUCUUCUGUCCUCUGAGGUGCAACUCUGAUUUGUACUGUAUGAGACACUAAAUAAAAACAACUUCCAAAUGCGGA
Loxodonta africana (African savanna elephant) is the source of this 1610-nucleotide messenger RNA. RefSeq names its product phytanoyl-CoA dioxygenase domain containing 1 (gene PHYHD1). The coding region runs from base 1 to 1224 and encodes 407 amino acids. The record is from RefSeq and is a predicted model, not a curated record. NCBI's taxonomy places the organism in Eukaryota, Metazoa, Chordata, Mammalia, Proboscidea, Elephantidae. The transcript is spliced from 13 exons.